Messenger RNA from Exophiala dermatitidis NIH/UT8656, 3161 nucleotides. Its product is annotated as hexokinase. Gene Ontology annotation, molecular function: ATP binding; mannokinase activity; glucokinase activity. Gene Ontology annotation, biological process: glucose 6-phosphate metabolic process; intracellular glucose homeostasis; glycolytic process. The record is from RefSeq and is a predicted model, not a curated record. The coding region runs from base 1050 to 2540 and encodes 496 amino acids. NCBI's taxonomy places the organism in Eukaryota, Fungi, Ascomycota, Eurotiomycetes, Chaetothyriales, Herpotrichiellaceae. Gene Ontology annotation, cellular component: cytosol; mitochondrion. The transcript has 2 exons.
UGUUGGUCGGCGCGGGGCCACUCACUGAUGUUGUCUACCUAGUAUACAAGGUCGACGAUACUGUCCUCACUCCAGUUGGGAUGAAAGAAUCAUAGCACAAGAUACGCCAAGCCGAUACAACUGACGUAGGUCGUAGAGCUGUGGUUUGUGGGUGCUCCUUUGAUUCCGACUUGUCACCAUCGGGCGACGACGAGGAUCGAGGAAUUCCAACUGCGGCCAGCGACCAAACAACUUAAAGUUGUCAGUAGUGAUGAGUUGGAACCCACAGUUCACACUUCUACGGAUCCUGGCGGACGGCAGCUCCACGAUUGACAAGCCACCACGAUCAUUUAUGCCCAUUCAUUCGCUCACCAAACAACUGUCAUACUACAACGUUGUACUGUUGGUAACAAACGAACUUGUUACGACAUCAUCGCUUCCAGCUCCCAAAAUUGUUGGCCUCGACCUCAGUUGUCUGGCGUCCUUCCAAGAUACCCGACGCAACCACGAACCUUUGCACGCUAUUCCUGACAUCGAUCGGACCUGAACCUUGACCUAUAGCCUGACCUGACCUGAACCGACCUCUCCUGAUCCCUGUUGCCCCUCGUUCGAUCUCAUUACCUAUCAUCUACUACCUUACCUACUAUAUUUCGUGUGCAACUUGUGCCCCGCCUUUACCGAGUCCAGUGCUGGAGGAAGCAAAGCUGGCUCCUCACAACCCAGCUCGUCAAGAAGCCCAGCAUAAUUCUAUAUGGCAUAGAGCCUCUACAGUGGUUCCUGGAACUGAAGAGUAUAGAGCACAAGCAAAACUGUCGUCCAGACCGCGAGUCCCUCUCCUCUACCUUGCGUCGGGCCUGUUCCUCGUCGUCGUUCUACUUGUCCAGUUCUUCGGGUCUCGAAAAGCCACCCUUGCGCCCUCGUCUGUAGGCUCCCAGCGCACGCGACAUCCUCUCAGCCCGUUUGGGGACAGCGUCUAUAGGCAGGAAGCCUACUUUGAACAGCUAGAACCUGGUACACAGUGCAAGCCGAAGUCGUUGUUCUCCCUCCCUGUCACCGACGUCUUGACCAACAUGGCCCUCGAAGCGGAGACCAAGCGGAUGAUCGCUCAGUUUGAAUACCCCGCGGAAGAUGUGAACAGGGGAGUGAAAGAGUUCAUACGGGAAAUGGAGGAAGGGCUCCAGAAGCAGGGAACGACACUGAGCCAGAUCCCGACCUACGUGACUUCGGUUCCCAAUGGCACAGAAAAGGGGGUGUAUUUGGCCGUCGACCUAGGUGGUACCAACUUUCGAGUCUGCUCCGUCACUCUACACGGCAAUCAUUCCUUCUCCCUGCAGCAAUCCAAAGUUGCGGUCCCCAGGGCUCUGAUGGAAGCGGAAACUGCCCAUGAACUAUUUUCAUUUCUAGCCAAGCAGAUUGAAACAUUCCUCAAGACACAUCACAAUGAACAUUUCGAGAAACACAAGAACGUGCCGGCCGCCGAGGACUUUUUCGACCUAGGCUUCACCUUUAGCUUUCCCGUCAACCAGAUCGGCAUCAACAAGGGCAGAUUGAUGCGAUGGACCAAGGGUUACGACAUCGAAGAAGCUGUGGGGAAGGACGUCUGUGAGCUGCUGCAGAAGGAAAUCGACGCCUUGAAGCUGCCGGUGCGAGUGGCAGCUCUGGUCAACGACACAGUGGGUACAUUGAUGGCUAGGUCAUACACUUCUCCCGGCAAGACCAAGACCUUGAUCGGCGCCAUUUUCGGCACUGGCACCAACGGUGCGUAUGUUGAAAAGCUGGAAAAUGUCAAGAAAAUGAAGGACAUCGAGGAGUCGGAAGGUGCCGUGGCCAACUACGACCGUUCUACAGGUCUUAUGAUCAUCAACACAGAAUGGGGCAGUUUCGACAAUGGAUUGAGCGUCCUUCCCAAUACCCAAUAUGACAUUGACCUAGACCGCGAAUCGGUCAACCCCGGAUUACAGAUGUUCGAAAAGCGCGUGUCGGGCAUGUUCCUCGGCGAGAUCCUGCGGCGAGCGAUGCUUAGUCUGCAUCAGCAUCCCGACGAGGGAAUCGCAUUGUUCAAGGACACCUCGUCCCUGACCAAUGAUAUUAGAAGUACAACUACAGUGGCUGAGGACAGUCCGUUGUUCAAGCAGUGGGGUAUUGACACAUCUUUUCUGUCCAUCGUCGAGGAGGACCAGAGCGAUCACCUGCGUAUCACCAAGCAGACACUGGAAAAGGAACUGAAGAUUGAAGCUGCGUCCACCGAGGACUGCGUGGCCGUCAAGAUGUUGGUGCACGCUAUUGGGAGAAGAGCAGCUCGACUCAGUGCAGUUGCACUGGCAGGCGUGAUUCUGUCCACGAACAAACUUCAAGAGGAGGAGAUUGUGGAUAUUGGCGUGGACGGCAGUUUGGUCGAAUACUACCCCGGGUUUGAGGACUAUAUCCGGGAGGCGUUCCGAGAGAUUGAAGGCAUUGGGGAAGAGGAGAAAAGGAUACGGAUCGGGCUGGCCAAGGAUGGUAGCGGGCUUGGAGCGGCUCUGAUUGCCUUGGUCGCUCACAAUGCCGAACAGUCUCAGUGAGCGGCUACUACUGGUACUAUGAUUAGCUGCCGUCAAGGACGUCGGGAGGGGACGGCAUCAGCAUUUUAUGUCGCUUAUGAGUAACGCACCUAAAAUUCAAGUGGUUUAUAUGAGAGUGUUUGGUCGGACUAGCCAUUGUUACCUACCUUCCUCCAACGAAGAAUGGACAAUACACUUGACUGAAGUUGCCUGGCACAAGGAAGAAGUUCUGUGUUUGAUUGACUGCGAUCAGACAGACCCGGGCUCCUCCUCUGCCAGUGCCGUUGCCCAACACAAGCUAUGGGACGGCGUGAAGGAUGGUACUAGGUAUCCAGACUCGGUCAGCAUAUGCCGUAGCUGCGAAUAAGGUAAAUCAUUUUGGAUUCUAUAUGAGGCUGCUCUUCUAUAUUUUACCUUGGGUCACCACGCGCCAGAUGGAUCUCAGGUUCAGCUGAACGCUUUCAUUAUAACAACAAGCCACACAAGCCUUGACCACGGCCCCGUCGAAUUCUUUUUCACUGUUUGUCAUGUUCGUGCAUGAGCAUGCCUUAUGCCUUCCAGUAUAUCAGAUCAAUCAGUAAAUCAAUCACUCGGACGGCCCUCUAAUCCACCCCUUCGGCCCGGCCCAAGUGCCCUUAACCA